Molecule: messenger RNA, 1821 nt
Organism: Salarias fasciatus (jewelled blenny)
Lineage: Eukaryota; Metazoa; Chordata; Actinopteri; Blenniiformes; Blenniidae
Product: BLOC-1-related complex subunit 5
Exons: 4
Coding region: 361-954 (197 amino acids)
Biological process (GO): organelle transport along microtubule; lysosome localization; positive regulation of anterograde synaptic vesicle transport
Cellular component (GO): cytoplasmic side of lysosomal membrane; BORC complex; synaptic vesicle membrane
Source: RefSeq, a predicted model, not a curated record
GUGAGGAGGCUGGUCGUCCCUGUUCUUCCUGUCCCGUUAAUACGUUUCAGUCGAAGUCCUCUCUGAUUAACCUCACUUCAGGUCUGAUUCUCUGGAGUUCCUUCCUUUCAUCUUUCGGGACUCGGCUCGUGAGCUUGUGACCCGGAUCGUUGUGGUCCAGACGCGGGUCGCUCCUCUCUCCGGGACCGGGACCGGGACCGGGGCAUGUCCGCGUCCCGCUCCGGGCUCGGGGUUUGUGCAGGCAGUGUUCUGGAGCUGUGAUCCGGUCCUCCUCCGGUGGGGGGGCUGCCGGUUCUCCGUGAAGCGGACCGCAGAGACCGACUGACCGAGCCGGACCGAGCCGGACCGAACCACGGCAUCAUGGGAGCGGAGCAGAGCGGGGACGCCGAGCACAAGCACUCAGACUACAGCUCUUCAGCGGUUCCGUCUCCAGCCCGGCACAAGGCCCGUAUGGACGACAUCGUGGUGGUGGCUCCGGGGACUCAGUCCCUGCGGAACAUCCACAGCGACCCGGACGUGAUCAAGCUGCAGGAGAUCCCCACCUUCCAGCCGCUGCUCAAGGGCGUCCUGAGUGGACAGACGUCCCCCAGCAGCGUGUGUCUGGAGAGGCUGGACGCCGCCCAGGUGCUGCAGCUGUGCGUCCGCUACCAGGACCACCUGCACCAGUGCGCCGAGGCCGUGGCCUUCGACCAGAACGCGCUGGUCAAGAGGAUCAAGGAGAUGGACCUGUCCGUGGAGACGCUGUUCAGCAUCAUGCAGGAGCGGCAGAAGCGCUACGCCAAGUACGCCGAGCAGAUCCAGAAGGUCAACGAGAUGUCCAUGAUCCUGCGCCGCAUCCAGAUGGGCAUCGACCAGACCGUGCCGCUGAUGGAGCGCCUCAACAACCUGCUGCCCGAGAGCGAGCGCCUGGAGCCCUUCAGCAUGCGGCCCGACGGCGAGGCGGCCAGCAAGUAGCUGGUCUGGGGGGGGGGGGGGGGUCAAUGAGGACCAGGUCUGAGCCUUCAGACUCUUCAGACUUCAGUCCUGCUGCGUUCUGGACUCGGUCCUCCUGCAGACGGGUUCAGACCAGAACCGUGUGAGACGGCUGGAGGAGGAGGAGGAGGAGGAGGAGCUGAAGAGGCCUGGCUCCUGGCGUGGUGAUGAAGAUGUGAACUGCUCCUCAUCCUCUGUUUGAACUGUAGUCACUCAGAACUUUUGGGUUCUUCGUUCUGAUCGGUACGAGGCUGAGGGUUCUGGACGCGUCUCGCAGAUUCAGACCGGAGCUUCAGUCUUUCUGCUUGUUCGUUUGUUUGUUUGCUUCUCAGAUAUUUAGCGCCAGAUUCUGUCACUGUUUGUGAAUCUGCAUGUUCUCACACUGUCUCGCUGUUCGGACUCUGGAUGUUCUCCCUCACACAGAUCACACCCACUGCGCCUCAUUUCUGAGGAAAAGCUGUGAACAUCUGCACAUGUUGAAAGUCUUCUCAAACACUCCGGAGAACACUGCGCCGGCUCGGUUCCUGGGUUCUGGUGUGGAUCCAGCUCCGGACCGGUUCCUCCUCGGAUCCCCAGCCGCUGCCGUGCGGGACAGAAGUCGUGUUUAACGUGCAGCUCCUCUGAUCUGCUGGAGCCUUUCAUGUGUAAAUUAAAGCGUCCUGAUGGCCGUGGGGUUAUUGUUUGAACGCUGGAGUGGGAGCGGCGGCUGCUCGUCCCUCCCAGCUGGAUAUUAACGCCACGCCGUACAAUACCGUCUGCAGCAGGAAACUCGCUCCGUCAAAUGAAAGAGAAAUCCAAUUUCCUCUGCAUGCCGUCUCAUUUCAAUAUAAAUCGCUGGCUGCUCUGCUC